Molecule: messenger RNA, 2043 nt
Organism: Musa acuminata AAA Group (dessert banana)
Lineage: Eukaryota; Viridiplantae; Streptophyta; Magnoliopsida; Zingiberales; Musaceae
Product: probable protein phosphatase 2C 67
Exons: 12
Coding region: 750-1841 (363 amino acids)
Biological process (GO): protein dephosphorylation
Molecular function (GO): protein serine/threonine phosphatase activity
Source: RefSeq, a predicted model, not a curated record
GUACUUGCAAGCCUCUUGAGCUCCACUUGUUCUUACCCUAGCUUUAUUAGUACCCCAUUCUUUUCUCUCUGUUGCUGGUAGGAAGGCAAUGGAGGCGUUUUUGGUGAUGCUGUUGACAGAAGAUAGAGAGCACAGAUGGUGACCUGCAAGCUCUUCUGCAUCUCACUCCUUUGUGCUCUCUAUGCUUCUGUCAUCACCUUCAGCCCCUUGCCAUGUCCACAGCACCAGUAAGCAGCUUGCUAAUAAACUGUUCUAUUGCAUUUGUUUCAGCCCCAGAACUUUUAAGGACAGUCAUCAGAGGCUACCAGAAGCUUAUUAAUUCCAGGUUUACGAUGCUCAGAUGAGAUCUGUGAGCACCCAAGUGCUGUGCUUUGGCCGCCUCCUGUUCAAGGUCCCAGGCGUCUUAUAUAGCGAGUAUUACGGUGGCUGAGCGGGUAAAGGUCGAAUAGGAAUAGGUAGAGAAACGUGUCUGUCAUCGCGUGGUCUUGAGAGGCCUUACAACAUGGUCUGAUGGCGGGUCCCGCUUCUCCUCCAUUAGAAGAAGAGAAGGUAAGGAAUUGGGUACCGUCGGAGAGGUAGAGAAAUAUGUCUUUCACUGUGUGGGUUUGCCGUGCUAAUUACGGCUCAAGACGCCUAAGAACGAGGUCCGACCGAGCCGGGUUCGAGCCGCACUCUACCUCCGAUCUAUUAAACCUAAACGUCAUCACGUGUCACAAACCUGCCUAGUGAUUCCAAGGAUUGGUGGGCCCAUGUGGGUCCCCGGCGUUUCUUAUCCAAGAAGGAAAGGUAGCGGAGCGGGUAGGAAAGAGAUCUGGAAAAGGUUUGUUUUAGUUUCGAUCAGCCCUCACCUAAACGAAGAGGAAGGGAGACUGAAGCAUCCCGAGAAGCGCCGACAUCACCCCCAUUUCCGAGCUUGGGCCGACUGUCUCGCUGAAUCGCAGCAAGAAUCCGGAGCAGACACACCACAACAGGGUAGCAUGGUAACCUGUAUUGAAGCUGAUGCAGCAGAAGACAAAGGUUCGAGGCACACAAUGGAGGAUGCUUCGGUAGUCCUUUUAGAUGCAAGCUUGGAAUCUCCUGGAAAAUUGAGAUGUGCACAUUUUGCAGUUUAUGAUGGGCAUGGUGGUUGCUUGGCUGCUGAAUAUGCACAGAGGCAUUUACAUGCAAAUGUUCUUGCAGCAGGGUUACCACGUGAGUUGAUGGAUAUCAAGGCAGCCAAAAAGGCUAUCUUUGAAGGUUUUCGGAGGACUGACGAAUCGUUACUUCAAGAAAGUGCUAAAGGGAACUGGCAAGAUGGUGCAACUGCUGUUUGUGUUUGGGUUUUGGGGGAAAUGGUGUUAGUUGCUAAUAUUGGAGAUGCUAAAGCUGUAUUAGCACGUUCACCUAGUGUGGAAGGGUCACAAACUCUUUCAGAUGAAAGAGGAUCUCCAUUGAAAGCUAUCGUUGUGACGAGGGAACACAAAGCUAUCUAUCCACAAGAACGUGCCCGCAUCCAAAAGACUGGAGGUUCUGUGGGUUCAAAUGGACGAUUGCAGGGACGGUUAGAGGUUUCUAGAGCAUUUGGGGAUCGCCAAUUUAAAAAGUUUGGAGUUAUUUCAUCCCCUGAUGUUCAUUCUUUUGAGCUUACAGAAAGAGAGCACUUCAUGAUCCUUGGUUGUGAUGGCUUGUGGGGGGUUUUUGGGCCUAGUGAUGCUGUUGAUUUCGUUCAAAAGCAGUUAAAGGAGACAUCAUCUGCUACUACUGCAGCCCGUCGCCUCGUGAGGGAAGCCAUUCGUGAAAGACGCUGCAAGGAUAACUGCACGGCCAUAGUCAUCAUGUUCAAGCAUGAGCGUCAUUCAUGAAUACAUACAUCCAUUUGAUGGCUGAAUAUUGUGAACACUCCCCAUUGUACUGUUCAUUUUUUAUGUUCUUGUCCUGGGGAUUUGUAGCCUUCAUGAGGCUCUAUAGUGGCAUGCACUGUGUCUGAGCUAUCACAUGCCCUCCUGUAUUCCAGAAUGAUAGUUGGAAAAUUGAUAUACCCAAAAUCAGAAUGUAUUACCUCAA